Molecule: messenger RNA, 576 nt
Organism: Brugia pahangi
Lineage: Eukaryota; Metazoa; Nematoda; Chromadorea; Rhabditida; Onchocercidae
Source: the annotation of a GenBank genome assembly
AUGCAUGCAAUAAGUGCAUGUACAAUGAUUGCAGUUAAUUGCCUAAUUCUGGUGCUAUCAGUGAUGGAAUUAAUGUUGACGAGUUCAAUUUACGACUUCAUUGUCACUCACGAACUUUUUUACGCAUAUCCGAAAAAGACGAUACUGAUUGCUCCAUCACAAAGUCUUUUCAAGUACAUCGCAAUAUCCUUAUCGUUUUUUCUAUCGUUUGCAUCAAUUACUUACUUUUCAUAUCGAUAUCAGCGUCUAACCCAUACAUAUUUCACGAUUAUGUAUCGAAUAGCACAAUUUGCUUGUGCUGUACUUCAUGCAAUUUGCUCUUCAAAUUCUUUUCAAACAUCCCAAAAACUUGCGAUUUUCAUCAGUGGGGACGAAGAAGACAACUUCAUUGCUGCUGCUUGGUGGUACACAUUACGUUUACGUUUCUCGACAAUUUUAUUCGCUGCUACUUCCAUACUUAUUUUAUUCCUUUUCUUCCUGAAUAUCAGAAAAAAUCAUCGUCAAAGUUGCAAAAUUUCCAGCAUUUCAUAUGAUCUAUUGAUUGUGGGGCGGAAAGAAGGAAUGUUUUAUUCGUGA